This is a messenger RNA of Trypanosoma conorhini, 2226 nucleotides long. RefSeq lists its product as uncharacterized. NCBI's taxonomy places the organism in Eukaryota, Euglenozoa, Kinetoplastea, Trypanosomatida, Trypanosomatidae. The transcript has a single exon. Gene Ontology annotation, molecular function: protein binding. The coding region runs from base 1 to 2226 and encodes 741 amino acids. The record is from RefSeq and is a predicted model, not a curated record.
AUGUGGCGCCUCCUGACGGCAGCCGCCCCGCAAAGGGCGGCGACCUCGCGUCUGGCGGCGCCGCUUUUGUCGCUCCGGCGCGUUCACGAGCGGCCGUUUCUCGACCUGCCGCCCGACGUUUCCCAAGGCGAGGCGUACGACGUGGCCCGCGACGCGCUGGUGCAGCUCAACGUGAUGGUGCGACGCGGCAUUGAGCCGGACGCGCUCAUGUACACCGCCCUCAUCGCCACGAUGGGGCGGGCGCGGUUGGAGUGGCAGGCGUACAAACUUUUCUCCCGCAUGCUGGAGCAGGGGGUGCGGCCGCUGCCGGAGACGUACGUCGCCCUGCACGACGCCACCGCCCUGUCACGCCGGCGUCUGCGGCAGGACCUGCAGCUGAAAAUUGAGGCGUCGCUGGAGUCGUUUCCCACGGAGCUGGCCGAGGCGGAGCUGGCCAACCGCCGUGAGCAGGACCGGCUCUGCGUGCAGAAGUUCGAGGACUACAUGAGGGGCGUGCUGCCUGCCGCGCCGCCGCCGCAGCUCUCAGACAUGCCGAGUGCGGCGGUGGAGGGCGGAAACGGCCUCAAGAACGGCGUGGAACCGCAGGCGGCGGCGGCGAGAGGCGGGCACGAGCAGCAAGAGCCGCAGCCCAUUGCAACGAUGCACAUUCGAAACCCAACUGACGCGUGGAGCACGGCGCAGAUGAUGGAAGAGCAGCGGGAAAGUCACACGCAACGUGCACACGGGCGUGACAACAUCGCCUCUCUUUACGAAGAUCUUCACCGCCUUCACGAGGAGGAGCUGCGAAUCUUCCUUGCGGCGCAACGGCAGCUGCGCCACGGCACGAAGGAGCAGUUGGUGCGCCGCGUGGUGGACACGGUUCCGGAGCGAAGUAUUCGAGAUAUGUUGGAGCGGCGAAAACAUUACUUUCGCUCCGUCGCACACGUCUUGGAAAACGACAUAAAUGCGCUUCGCCGCGAGGACGGUGGGGCCAGCGGUGCCGCACCCCCGCAUGGCAUGCACCCCCAGAUCUCUACGGCCGAUCGUACAUUGACCGCCGCAGAAAAGGAGACUGUGGCGCCGGAGGUGUUGCACACCCCAUGGGGGCUUCUGCGGAAGCCGAUGAAGCGUCAACCGGACGCGCCUGCGCCGCGCAGCAUGGAGCGACUGCAGCGCAUUUGCCUAUCCGCGGAUGAGCUGCAGCUCAUUCGAAGCAAAGGCGAGACAGGCGACCUCGACGAGCUACCGGAGAGUCUGCUGAGACGCUACGCGUAUGAGUUCAACCUGGCCUGGAAACGCCGUAUUCCACUCUCCCUGCUGGAGGCCGUGCAGUGGCACUGCACGACGUUCCUUCCGGAGCGGUUGGACGGGAAGGUGGUGGUGCGGCCCACCCCCGCCCUUCGCUUGCAGCAGGAGGAGGAGGGAAUGCACAAGACGUUGGAGAAUUACGAGGCCUUCCGCAUCAUUUCACAGCGGACGAACAACCUGCAGGUGGUGGACCACAAGGAGAUCAAUUUGCACCUCAAAAAGAUACAGCGGGAGUUGCUGCGGAAGGAGCGCCGCGCGGAGGAGACACUUCGGCGGGAGCGUAACCUGCUGGACGCCGCCACCCUCGCGGCCUCGGCAAAGUCAUUUAGUCCGCCGGGGGAGGCGCUGCCGACCGCCUCGCGGGUGCUUGGAACGAGUGGGGAGGCGAGUGUCGUCAGCCCACAGGCCCUGCCGUCCGAGGCGUCCACCAGCGUGGGCGGGGAGGCCUCUGCACAGGACGACGACGGUGAGCUGCCGCCGUGGGCCCUCUUCGGCGGCGCAGAGGAGUUUGACAUCUCCACCGGCCGCUUCGGUGACCCUGACGUGGGCCGCUACCAGGAGCUUAGCGACGGGCGCUUCAAGCUGCUGCCUUCGCGCGAGGCACAACACAAGUGGGCGGUGGACCGUCAACUUUUGCCCGGCCCCCUGCAGGACAGCUUGCGGAGGGCGGAGUUGCAGCAGCAGCAGCGCCACGAGGCGGUUGAGACGCGCUACCAGCAAAAACUGCAGUACAAUCGUUACCGCAAGUGGGACGCCUUCCUGCGCAAGGCCCAAGAGAGGCGACAGCAGGCGGAGACAGCCAGAGAAGGCGAGGGUGACGGGGAUGAUGUUGUGCGGCCACUGCCACCGAAGCGGCGUCUCUCGCAGCUGCUGCGCAAGGGCCGCGAUAAGGCACCCGUGGAAGGCGCAGUGAAGGCCAAAUACAUCAGAAGUCUUUAA